AUGCCAUCUUCAAAAUCGUCUACUAGCCCCCCAUGUAUUCUGAUGAAAUCAAAAAAGCUACCUCUGUCGCUUCGAAUACGUAUGUGGGCUGGUCGAUACGUCUACUUUGGCAAAAACGAAUGUGGAAUGGACAAUGUUCUACGCCUUCCAUUUGGCAAAAUUGUCAAAUUUCGCACUACCUGGAACGAGGUUCAGGCUAUGGAGUAUGUUCGCAAACAUACCUCAGUACCCGUUCCAAAGAUUUACAAAGUAUUCGAGCGGAAUGAUUCUUAUAUUGAUAUUGUCAUGGAAUAUAUUCCCGGCGACAAAGCAGACUUUACUGCCAUGAGCGCAGAGGAAAUCCAGAAAUUGGGUGAGCAGCUUGCCAACUACCUGGACCAACUGCGAAGCCUCGAACCACCUGAGCCGGGCUUUAUCGGAUCGGCAACUCAAGAGUCAUUGCUAGACCAUCGCCUUGGCCAUUACCGCUUCGGGCCCUUCCACUCUGUCGCCGACUUUCAUGCCUACCUCCGCUUUGGCGGAGCUCUUGAGGAAUGGCUAUAUGAUCCAGUGGUCAAAAAGAUUCACGGAAAGUCAAGCGAGUACCAGGUUAAAUUCACCCAUGCCGAUCUGAACCCUAAAAAUAUUCGGUACCGAAACGGACGCAUUACUGCCAUUAUCGACUGGGAAUGUGCAGGCUGGUACCCUGAGUACUGGGAGUACACAAAGAUUUGGUUCGCUGAUCACGCUGUGUACCAAAAUUUCCUCGAUGCAGUCGAUGGGAGCCCAAGAAUCACAAAUUAUACCGAGGAGCUUCAAGCUGAGCGGGAUAUCUGGCGGCGUAUCAGUCCCUGGAGGUAUGAUAGCUUCUAUGGUAACCCUAAAAGCAUGGCUGCAUUUAAAAGAUCCAUUGCACGCACGCAGGAAACGCAGGGUCGGCCUGGUGAAAGCGCAGCUGCUGAUAGUUGA
Molecule: messenger RNA, 948 nt
Organism: Cordyceps militaris CM01
Lineage: Eukaryota; Fungi; Ascomycota; Sordariomycetes; Hypocreales; Cordycipitaceae
Product: Protein kinase-like domain
Exons: 1
Coding region: 1-948 (315 amino acids)
Source: RefSeq, a predicted model, not a curated record